AUGUUCGCGCGCACGCUUCGCACAGCCUCCUCCCCUGCGCGCACCCUCCUCACCCACCCUCACCCGCGCUGCUUCUCGUCCACCACGCCCGCUCGUAAAGUGUACGAAGACGUCUCGGCCUCCGACUUCGAGUCUCGCGUCCUGUCGCCUUCCCCCGCCGACGCCGACACCCCCGUGCUGGUCGACUUCUACGCGACCUGGUGCCAGCCCUGCAAGCUGCUCUCCCCCGCACUAAAGAAGGUAGCCAGCGACGCGAGCGUCGUCGGCGGCAAAGCGGUCGACCUGGUCACCGUCGACGUCGACGUGCACCAGCAGCUCGCGCAGCAGUUCAAGGUCUCCGCCAUGCCCACCGUAAUCGCCAUGAAGCGCGGCAAGGUCAUCGACGGAUUCGUCGGCAUGCUCCCCGAGAAAAAGCUCAUCGAGUUCGUCCAGAACCUCAAGUAA
Molecule: messenger RNA, 444 nt
Organism: Sporisorium graminicola
Lineage: Eukaryota; Fungi; Basidiomycota; Ustilaginomycetes; Ustilaginales; Ustilaginaceae
Exons: 2
Coding region: 1-444 (147 amino acids)
Cellular component (GO): cytoplasm
Molecular function (GO): oxidoreductase activity, acting on a sulfur group of donors, disulfide as acceptor
Source: RefSeq, a predicted model, not a curated record